Molecule: messenger RNA, 1357 nt
Organism: Cucurbita moschata (crookneck pumpkin)
Lineage: Eukaryota; Viridiplantae; Streptophyta; Magnoliopsida; Cucurbitales; Cucurbitaceae
Product: metal tolerance protein 11
Exons: 6
Coding region: 1-1188 (395 amino acids)
Biological process (GO): transmembrane transport; monoatomic cation transport
Cellular component (GO): membrane
Molecular function (GO): manganese:proton antiporter activity
Source: RefSeq, a predicted model, not a curated record
AUGGUGCAGCCUGUUAUUGCCCUUCAGAAUGAUGAGGAGAGCUCCCUAUUGCUCCAGUCCGGCGCUAGCGACCUCUCAUGGCGUUUGAACUUUGACGGCUUUCAGUUGUCUCCAGAGUAUAAGGAGAAGAAACCUCCUCGUGCACUCCAUCAUUGCCUUGGGGUUUUGAGUCCUGAAGAUUAUGUAGCUGAGUACUACCAGCAGCAGGUUGAAAUGCUUGAGGGAUUUAAUGAAAUGGAUGCCUUAGCCCAUAGUGGUUAUAUUCCUGGAUUGUCUAAGGAAGAACGUGAAGAUUUAGCAAAGAGUGAAACCUUUGCAAUAAGAAUAUCAAAUGUUGCCAAUAUGGUUCUGUUUGCUGCUAAAGUCUAUGCAUCCAUCAGAAGUGGUUCUCUAGCUAUAAUUGCAUCCACAUUGGAUUCACUUCUUGAUCUUUUAUCUGGUUUCAUCCUAUGGUUCACUGCAUUUUCCAUGCAAACACCAAACCCGUACCAGUAUCCAAUUGGCAAAAGACGUAUGCAGCCUUUGGGUAUUCUUGUUUUUGCCUCUGUCAUGGCAACUCUUGGAUUACAGAUAAUACUGGAGUCAAUUCGAAUUCUCUUAUCAGGUGAUUCUGAGUUCAACUUUACAAGGGAGCAAGAGCUAUGGAUUGUGGGCAUUAUGCUUUCAGUUUCUCUUGUGAAACUACUCUUAGUCGUUUAUUGCCGCUCUUUCACCAACGAGAUUGUCAAAGCUUAUGCACAAGAUCAUUUCUUUGAUGUGAUCACCAAUGUAAUUGGCCUUGUUGCUGCACUCCUUGCUAAUUAUAUAGAUGGCUGGAUGGACCCUCUUGGAGCUAUUAUUCUGGCCUUAUACACUAUUCGCACCUGGUCGAUGACGGUAUUGGAAAACGUGAACUCCCUUGUUGGAAGAUCAGCUGCCCCUGAGUAUCUACAGAAGCUCACCUACCUAUGUUGGAACCAUCACAAGGCCAUCAAGCAUAUCGAUACAGUUCGAGCAUAUACAUUUGGGUCACACUACUUUGUCGAGGUUGAUAUCGUUCUGCCAGGAGACAUGCCUCUGGAAGAGGCACACGACAUUGGUGAAUCAUUGCAAGAAAAGCUCGAGCUCCUGCCGGAGAUUGAGAGGGCCUUUGUUCAUCUCGAUUACGAGUACAAGCAUAAACCAGAGCAUGCACAGACACACUCUUAGAACAAGGCAAACACGGUACUCUCUUCACUCUACAUUCCACCUGAUCUAUGUGGUGAAGUGUAGAGAUCGAGUUUGAGCUUGUAAAUUUGCCUUAAUUCUAUCUGAAUGGUGUGGGAUUUCUUUGGUAAUCUUAGAAGAAAAUAGAGCAAAAAAUGAGCUUGUUCGUUCU